CUCACAACUUGCCUCAGUAGUGAAUUCAGUUUUUGUAGUCUGUGCGUGCACGUACAUGGGUAGACCAAAGAACACGGCGGGAAGUCUAAACGGAGUUCAGUAAACUGAGGAGCUGCAUGCGGCGAGCGGGCCCGAGCAUGCACGCAGCACACCUGAGCGAGUGGCAGCGGCGGUCCUUUGACAUUUUGUCUGGCACCUGCUCGCCCGAACAGAAGGCCGAGGCCUACCGCGCGCACAUCCUGAGUGUUCAGUAUGCAUGGGCGAGCGCGGGCCUCUCCUGGCCCGCCACGGCCGGCCUGUUGGGGACCCUGGGCGAGCGCUACGCGGCCACGCUGGACUCUGACGACCCGCGGGCUGGCCUCAACAACUACGCCGAGAGCGCCCUGCACCUGGCGCGCAGUCAGAGGAACGAGAGCGGACGCUGGGAGUCCUCCCUGACCGCCAGCGCUGCGCUGGAGCUGCCCUGCAUGCAGAGCGCCUUCAGAGGCAGAGCUCAGGACCCCGCAGGGGCCCCGGCAGAUGUCCACGCCGUGGUGGGGGGAGGUGACGUGAUUCGGGAUGCGAUGGAGGGGGUUGGGGUAGCUCCGGGGGGCCUGCCCAUGGAGGCUAGGAGCGAGGCCCCCGCUCCUUCCCUCGCCUCCUACUCCAGGGAUCUACCCAGAGCCGCGUCCCUCUUUGGCCAUAAGGCCGAGGGUCCCGGUCCUCACCAAGCUAACGGCAGCAGCGUCCAGCCUGCGUUUUUCCCACACUCAAACGGCUCGAAGCGGAAAGCCUUCCAGGGCUUCGACGAGGACGAGCGGGGCCCGGAGUGGGAUGUCGCGGGAGGCCAUGCAGCCCGCGGGAGGAGAGGAGAGGAUGGCCGCGGCGUCGCCUCCUUCAGGUCGGCUCGAGAGCAGCUGAACGUCGGGCAGCAGAAGAAGCAGGCCGUCCAACCUCAGCGCGGCUCGUACUCCGGCGGCCCGAAGAAAUCCCUGGGGGCCGGCAGGUCCCGCGGGGCCUUCUCCAAGUUUGUGUCCCCCCUGCCAAAGCAGGAGGAGGUGGACUCCGGCAGUGGAAGCGGAACAGGCCAGGAGCCGCCUCUCUUGGACGAGCACCUCAAGAACAUCGAGCCCAAAAUCGUCGAGCUGAUCAUGAGCGAGAUCAUGGACCACGGCCCGCCCGUCACCUGGGACGACAUUGCGGGUCUGGACUUCGCCAAGGCCACCAUCAAGGAGAUUGUGGUGUGGCCCAUGCUGAGGCCGGACAUCUUCACCGGCCUGCGCGGGCCCCCCAAGGGGAUCCUGCUCUUCGGGCCCCCAGGGACGGGCAAGACCCUGAUAGGCAAGUGCAUCGCCUGCCAGUCUGGGGCCACCUUCUUCAGCAUCAGCGCCUCGUCCCUGACCUCCAAGUGGGUGGGCGAGGGCGAGAAGAUGGUGCGGGCCCUGUUUGCAGUGGCCCGCUGCCACCAGCCCGCCGUCAUUUUCAUCGACGAGAUCGACUCGCUGCUCUCGCAGCGCACCGAUGGGGAGCACGACUCGUCACGCCGCAUCAAGACCGAGUUCCUGGUGCAGCUGGACGGGGCGGCCACCUCGGCUGACGACCGCAUCCUGGUGGUGGGCGCCACCAACCGGCCGCAGGAGAUCGACGAGGCGGCCCGCCGGAGGCUGGCCAAGCGCCUGUACGUCCCGCUGCCUGAGGCGGCUGCCCGCAGGCAGAUCGUGGCCAGGCUGACGGCCCGGGAGCGGUGCGAGCUGGGAGCCCACGAGCUGGAGCGUGUGGUGGAGCGCUCAGAGGGCUUCUCCGGGGCGGACAUGACCCAGCUGUGCCGCGAGGCCGCCCUCGGCCCCAUACGCAGCAUUCACUUUGCUGACAUCGCCACCAUUUCCCCUGAGCAGGUGCGCCCCAUCCUCUAUGCCGACUUCCAGGAGGCCCUCAAGACUGUACGCCCCAGCGUUUCGCCCAAAGACCUGGAACUCUACGAAGAAUGGAACAAGACCUUCGGCUGCGGCCGAUAACUUGGACCCCGGCCCGUGACCUGUUUUAUAAAUCUUUACAUAUUUUAGGUUCAGCAGGGCUUGAUGAUUAUUUGUUCACUUAACUAAGAAUUUAAGUUAAUUAGAAAAUGGUUAGCAGUUAUUUAUGAAAUUUUCAGGCACUGCCUAAAAGUUGGGCAUCAUCUUUGAUUUACUGUUAAAAUGUUAAUUCCUUAAAUGUUAUGUUUUUUUAUAAUCUUUGGAUAAAACCCACAAAAUUAAUAUACGCUACUGUUUUGUAUCAUUUAUAUUUCAAAUAAAUUUCUAAAACAUUUCUCUUCAUGCAUACUUUGCUACCACCGAGGGGGAAACAGCUGGUUUACUUGC
This is a messenger RNA of Conger conger (European conger), 2339 nucleotides long. RefSeq names its product fidgetin-like 1 (gene fignl1). NCBI's taxonomy places the organism in Eukaryota, Metazoa, Chordata, Actinopteri, Anguilliformes, Congridae. The record is from RefSeq and is a predicted model, not a curated record. Gene Ontology annotation, molecular function: ATP hydrolysis activity; microtubule severing ATPase activity; ATP binding. The transcript has 2 exons. The coding region runs from base 117 to 1994 and encodes 625 amino acids.